This is a messenger RNA of Amoebophrya sp. A25, 1323 nucleotides long. Lineage: Eukaryota; Dinophyceae; Syndiniales; Amoebophryaceae. The record is from the annotation of a GenBank genome assembly.
CCCCAUUAAAGACACUGAAGGUGCCGAACGAGAAAGCGAGGGAAUAUCACUCCUAAUCCAAAAAAUGUUGAUUAAUGUUUUUUAUCAUUUGGCUUCUUUGAUGGUAUUUUCAGCGUCCUUGAAGGUGAAAAAUGAGCAUGAAUCUUCAUUCUCUGAGCCUUCGGAUACGGCGUUUCUAGUCAGACCACCUGACUAGCUGCAGUAAAGCCUCACGACACUCGAUUUUUUCGACAGAGCGAAGGCGGCCAAGUUAAGCUAUGUAUGUUGAGCAUGUCUGAGCCUGUGUCAAGCAUGAGAGUCGCUUCAAGCAGAUCGUUGUGCUUCGUUCUGUUGCUGCAAACAGUCUGGUGCGGGUUCGGCGAUGCAGUGGAACUGUCGACUGCUACGUCGGAAACAAGUAGGAGUAUUGCCCGUUCCGGAAGAAUAACUCUACCCUUUUUGGCACCAGCCGAUGCAAUUUCGAUGGUUCCCGUUCCUGGACCGCCAGCGCCGAGUGGAUCGCCACCGCCAGAGUCUAUGGCGAAAAUCGAGGACAUUCCGCCACUAGAGCCUGAGAAUACCGAUGCAUUGGGCGAGGUCUUUCUUCUUGUCUCAUAGAACUAUUUUCCAACUGACAAGUUUUUGCUGGCGGCUUUGUUGAAGAUGUUGACAGGAAGCGAGUAGGCGAUGAACUUACUUUGAAAUAACAGGCUGGAUAUGGAUAUCGAUGAAGAUGCAUGCUCACAUGAAUGUACUACACUUUCGUCUUAGGUGAUACCCGGUCGCUUGUAUGAAGCCUUGGACUCAAGAGACCAGUGGCAUGUUGUUUUGCCGACGAAGGUGCUCGGAGAACACGCAUUCGACGCGCGGGUGGCGCGCUUCGGGGCACACACUUACGGAGUGCAGAAACUUGUUAGAGAGAAAGAAUACCAAGACGAACACUUCGUGAAGAAUGGUGAGCAGUCAUAUUUGACCAGCGGAAACUACACGAGUAUCUUUGAAGACCGCUGGCCGCGUGUUUACAGGAAAUUCACGAGAAUUAUUCCAGUAGUUAACGACUACCCACCGAAAGGCUUUCGCUGAAGGUUCUGCUCGGCGGGGAUGGCAGGACGACACGUAGAGCAACAGGCUCAGGAUCCCUUACACCCCUUAUUGGAGACAUCAAUAAUAUCAACAUCUUCCUCUUCACAUCGUAUUUGUUUUUUCCAAGGCGUUUUUGAAGUUGCAAACAUAGGACGCGACUAGCAUGUACGCGGAGGCUGCGGUCGCAGACCCUGCGUAGAUCCAAACGAAAAGAGAAACUGGGCGUAGAAUAUUAUACAUGUUUUAGGGCUGGACGGUGCC